AUGAGCUUUGAUGGAGACAUAGGGAAGCAUAGGCUCUUACCGGGUGAUCAACAGCUAGUGGACAACGCUAGCGUUCAAGCGCCGCCGGGGAUAAGGCCCCUUUUCGGUGCGUUGGGCUAUCCGAACUAUUUUCCCGACUUGGGCAAUCUGUUCACAUGGGGUCCGUUCGACUGCCUUGAUGAUCCGCAAUAUAAUGCUUCCCUCAACAACGGCGCUGGAUUCAAUGGUCUGGACUCACCCUGUCAGCAAAUUCCACUCCCAUUUGAGCCUCCUCCGGUUUUACCAACACCCAGGUCGAGCACACCUACUGAACCAGCUGCGCUACAGCCACUGCCUACUCCCGCGGAAGAAAUUCAUCAAUCUUCGCAAAUCGCAUGUCAUGUACUAAAUGACCCCACAGCAUCUAGCUCUACAUCUCCUAGAGGGGAUCCGGAUUCCCAUUCUGACGAUGAUUUACUGAUCGCAGAAAACUUCUUCCAUGUUAGUGCCGUACGCACUGAAACGUAUGAAAAGAUCCUGAGCUUCUAUCUGGCCCAGACGGACAUCUGUUUCAAGAAGUUCGCUUUUCCGGACGCCAACCGCCUCAAUUGUCUUGUUCAGGUGUAUUUUGAGUAUUUCCAUUCACAGAUGCCAUUUAUACAUCCAGUUAUGCUUGAAAGCGACGGCUCGUGGAUUCUAGUGCUUGCCUUGGCUGUUAUUGGGAGCCAAUAUACUAGAAUGGCUAUGGGUAAAGAAUACAUCAUCGUUCUGUCCGAACUCUUACGUCGUGCGAUCCCCCUUGAUGCUGUGAAAGCGCUGCAAUUCGAUGCAAUGACUCUGGCUCAGUCAACUUUGCUGCUCAAUGUUAACCUUGUGUUCAACGGUUUCCGAGACAAUAUCAUUAAUUUGCAGUUUCUGCGCACCUGGCUGGCUACACUUAUUCGUCCUUUUCUUAAUCCCCACAGUAGAAGAGAUUCUGCCCUGCUAGAUGCCUCGCAAACUGUGAAUAUUUACGACCGAUGGCAUGCAUGGCUCCAAGCCGAAGCCCACACCCGUCUGGUAUAUGCGUUUUUCUUGCUCGACUCGUUUUGUGUCGUAUUUCUUGAUAUGCAACCAAGCUAUUCAAUGGAUGAUUUUGAGCACAGACUCCCUUAUCCAGACGAACUCUGGAGCAGCCAGGAUGCUCACUCCUGGGAGGAACAUUUCCAAUCCUGCCAGGAGACACCGGCAAUCACUAUACGGGAAUUUCUAUCAUCUAGCUGUAUUAAUGACCUUUCUCUUGAACAACUACCCUGGUUCAACAGGCUAGCAUUACUACUUGGUCUCUUUGUCGGAGAGAAGCAAGCUGUCAAUACGUGUCAGUUUUCUGCUCGUCUUCUAGUGCCUAGCGGUAAUCCUUGCACGUUACCGUACUUGCAGGAGACACCUAACUCGUACCCAAGCCUUGAUCCCCGGUACCAACUUUUAGAUCCGAACUUCACACCAACAAAGUCAGCAUCCGCUUUCGCUGAGUGCUUCACGAUCUGCUAUCAUCUAACUAGCAUUUUAAGAUACACGUCUGUGCGGGAUAUACUUGCUUACACAGGGUGGCUUGUUACGAAUGUGGAGAGUAUCGCCGCCGGGAAGCGCAUAGCGCAAAUGAUGGAGAAAGACACGGAACGUGCGCGUAGAUGUGUAGUACAUGCUGGUGCAAUAAUUAGGGAGAUUCGUGGUGGCUUAGCUCCUGCUUGCUACCAUUGUUUCAGUCUCCUAUUUGCGUUCCUGUACUUAUGGGUCUAUGAGCGGUUCCAUACCAGUACCACUACCAAAGGCCCUCGUUCAACACAGCCUUCGCCCCAUAGGCUGCUAAGGAUCGACCGCGACCCUGAUCCGGUGCUGAAGAAACAGUGGAUAGCUGGCGAUGCCAACUGUCGACCUUACUUGACCGGAGUUGGACUCCUCUUGGAACCAGGGGCUUCCACUCGUCUUCUCAGGGAAUGUCAACGUAUUCUUGGAUCUUAUGAUGCGUGGCCGCAUCUUCGAACAGGAUUUAUAUCUGCUCUCAAUGAGCUUGUUGAUGAGGUGAAACCGUUGACUGAUGCCCCAUAUUCAUGGGCUUCGUGA
This is a messenger RNA of Aspergillus caelatus, 2082 nucleotides long. RefSeq names its product fungal specific transcription factor domain-containing protein. The transcript has 4 exons. The coding region runs from base 1 to 2082 and encodes 693 amino acids. NCBI's taxonomy places the organism in Eukaryota, Fungi, Ascomycota, Eurotiomycetes, Eurotiales, Aspergillaceae. The record is from RefSeq and is a predicted model, not a curated record. Gene Ontology annotation, biological process: DNA-templated transcription. Gene Ontology annotation, molecular function: DNA binding; zinc ion binding.